This is a messenger RNA of Chara braunii, 2745 nucleotides long. Lineage: Eukaryota; Viridiplantae; Streptophyta; Charophyceae; Charales; Characeae. The record is from the annotation of a GenBank genome assembly.
AGAGGGAGAGGAGGCUGAAUUAGUGGGACAGACUGCAAGAAGAGAAACACAAGAGGUGGGCAGAGAUCUUGCAAGUCAAGGGCAUAGAGACCAGCGACAAAUUAACGAAAGAGAAUUUUCAACGGUUGCUGCCUCGACGCACACAGCAACAAAUGGUCGAGUUAAGACACCCCUUCGACCGGCACGCACCGACAGCGAGCACCGCGGUGGGCAUGCUGCAUUACGCCAAGCUGUACUACAUGGACAUUCUGACUUCUAGAUUUCCCCAGCAGAGCGUGAACCUCGAUCUGUCCAGGGACUCGGACAUGUGGGACGACACUACAGUGUGGUUGCAGCCUAAUGCGAGGCUGGACUUGGACAGGCCGCUCACGGUGGAAGAAGUGAAGCAGACUCUUAAGACUAUGGCCAAGGGAAAGUCCCCGGGCGUGGACGGUCUUACAGUCAAAUUCUACGUCGCCAACUGGGCGGCUUUCGGCCCUGCACUAGUGGAUAUCUACAACGAGGUCCUGGUGGGGGGAAAGCUGGGCAAGGGGAUGACACACGGAGUGAUUUCUGUGUUGUUCAAGAAGGGAGACAAAGCGGAGGUACGAAACUGGAGGCCCAUAUCGCUCUUGAAUGUCUCGUACAAGAUCUUGGCAAAGGCCCUGGCUCGUAGGCUGUCGAGGUUCUUACCGGAACUGGUGGAGAAAGAUCAGGGCGCCUUUGUUCAGGGCAGGUCGAUCUUCAACAACAUCGUCACAGCCAUUGAGACGCUGGAAGUCGUGCAGAAGGAGAACCUGGACACAGCAAUACUGCUCCUAGAUCUGGAGAAGGCAUAUGACAAAGUCGGGUGGACUUUCGUCCUCACCACGCUUCGGAAGAUGGGGUUCAGUGAAGGUUUCUGUGCCUGUAUUAUCGAUAUGUAUACAUACUCCACGUCGUCGGUGAUGAUCAACGGCCACCUGUCGGCGAGAUCCCUGAGACAGGGUUGCCCGCUAGCUCCUCUUGUCUUCGUCCUUCAACUGGAAGUGCUGCUGAACAGAAUCCGAAAGCACCCGAACAUUCGGGGCCUCAGAUUGCACACGGGCGAAGAAUGUAAGGUGAAGGCUUUAGCGGAUGAUUUGCUUGCAGUGAGCGAAAACUCGGUAUCAUCGCUGGCGGCGCUGAAAGGGGUUAUGCUGGAGUAUUCUGAGUUGUCUGAGGCGUCAGUAAAUUGGACCAAAUCGGUGUUCCUCCUUCCAGAACAGUUCGUACUGAGAGUGGAGUGGGGUAUGAGAAGAGUGGAGCCAGGGGAGGAGGAGAGAUUUCUGGGAGUGCUUAUCAGCCUUCAACUCGAAAUGUCGACGCAGGGCCUUCUCCUGCAGCAGCGCAUUGCAGCAAGGCUCAAAACAUGGGAAGUUACUUGGCACCUGUCCCUGCUAGGGAGGGCCCUAGUGGCCAACGUAGCGCUGUUCUCGAUUCUUUGGUUCGUUUCAACAGUCAGAGAACUGGCAACGGGGAUCAUAAGGGCAGUCAAGAGACUAGUAGGUCGCUUCAUAUGGAAACCCCGGGCACGGCUCACUGAGGGUUUCAUCUCUAAGGUGGCGAUGGAUACUCUUUCUUUCCCGCGUUCCAAAGGAGGUCUGGGCCUCUCGGACCCAGCGCGCAGAAACCAGGCUCAGUUGCGCAACUGGGUAGCCAAGCUGGCCACCUUAACAUCCAGGGAGCAUUGGGUAGGGACUGCAGAACAGAUUCUGAUGUCGGAAUGGAGUCUGAGCAGGCCACAGGAUGUUUGGGACUGUUUCUUUAUCCCGUCCUUCCACAAGAAAAGACUCAAGUCCAGAUUCUGGGAGCCGAUCAGGAAGGCGUGGAAUCGCCUCCCUCCGGAUCUGCAGAGCUCCCCGACCACAAAGGAUGAAGUUCUGAUGCAACUGCUGUUUGAAAAUCCGGCCGUGACAGACCGAAACGGGCAUCCGUUCAAAGCGGACGGCUCCACAGGCUCCUUUGGCCAAGCCUGGGUCAAACGGGGUAUAGUCCGAAUUUCAGAUUUGUGGUCAAAGUUGCUGGGUUGCUGGAAGCCCCCGGCAGACAUCAAGCAACAGCUCAGAGGCUUACAGAGGGUGGAAGAAAACUGGCGUCACUUAAUCCAGGGCAUUCCACAGGAAUGGAGGUCGCUGUUGGGACCAGAAGGGGUGGACCCGGAGGAUACCUGGUAUGUCCCAGACCAAGCUGCUGAACCAGGGAUGUUGUGGAAAGUCAAGGUAAUUCUUCCCAGCGGCUUCAGGCGUAUCGAGCGCUGGCGUUGCGAAAGCCCUGCUAAUGUCCUAACUCUGGUGGAACAAGAUACAAUCUUCAGCUGGAGCAACCCAUCACAGGCAAGAGUCCUGGAAGUACGAGGCAGAAGUGCCUCGACCCUCUCGCUCACUUGGGUAGGAAGACUCCCACUCAACCAGCUCUGUGUGGACCCUCUAGCAUGGAGCUGGUCAGCGGGUGCAGGUGAAGAGAAAGCUUUGAGGAUUGGAGAAUACUCGGUGGCUCAGGGUUACCAACAGCUAUCACGAAAGUUAAAGUCUCCAGCGCAAGUAGCCAUCCCUCGCUGGCAGGCGAUUUGGGAAGAGGACCUGCCGGAUGCAGAGGCGGAAUUCGAAAGGCUGUGGGAGAGUCUGUCAAACCUCCCAAACGGCAAGAGCCUGUAAGCUAAGCUGGCUGAUGCUGUCAGUAUUUCCCGGGUUGAAUUGUGAGGUCCCCGGCCUCGAAGUCCAUUUAUAAUGAAUUGAAUUGAGUUAA